This is a messenger RNA of Temnothorax curvispinosus, 2509 nucleotides long. RefSeq names its product slit homolog 2 protein-like. The transcript is spliced from 2 exons. The annotation marks the transcript as partial. The record is from RefSeq and is a predicted model, not a curated record. Gene Ontology annotation, molecular function: protein binding. NCBI's taxonomy places the organism in Eukaryota, Metazoa, Arthropoda, Insecta, Hymenoptera, Formicidae.
CGAGUACGCUCACCUUUGUCGCGAUCGCGAUUGCAAUCGCGAUCGCGCGAUCCCGGAUUAUCUAAUCUCGCUCGCUCGUAUCUUUCUCUCUUCGCGCAGGAACGUCCCGGCAACCGCUUCCAGACGAGCGCGCUGACGUCGCUGGACCGCCUGCCGGACAGGACGACGUGGAUCCAGAUCACGGGGCUGCGUAUCGACCGGCUGCCCGCGUACGCGUUCUUCCGCUUCGGCAACAGCCUGCGCAGCUUGGAAUUGCACGAUUGCGCGAUCGGCACGAUCGAGCCGGGCGCGUUCGCCGGUCUGCAUCAGCUGCAACGGCUCGCGCUCGUCGGCAACCGGCUGCCCGCGGUCGCCGCCCAUUGGUUCGGCGAUCUCGUCGCGCUCCGCCAAUUGGUGCUCGCGCGCAACGGCAUCGAGCGCGUCGAGCUCGGCGCGCUGAGCCCGCUCGCCGGCAGCCUGCGCCAUCUGGACGUGCGGCACAAUCGGCUGCGUUGCCUGCCGUUGGAGGAGCUGGCGCACCUGCGCCACCUCGAGCGCCUCGAGAUCGUCGGUAACCCAUUGUCUUGCGACUGCCGCGGGAAUCUGCAGAGAUACCUGACCGACCGCAACGUGGGAUUCGAGAUUACCGGUCGCUGCUACGAGGAGAACGAGGUUGUCGAACCGAUCGACGUGUGGCAGCACCCGGAUACCUCGGUUACCGGCCACGUGUAUUGGACCACUUUCGACGACACUCUGAGCCAGAGAAACAUCACCGUGAUAAAGCCGAUCGUUGAAACUCCCACGGAGAGACCGCCGCCUCGCACGGGUACUUGCGUGCGAGACAGAACCCAAAUGUCGCGACAGGUUUACACCUGCAGCGGCAUCACCUCGAUGGACGAGCUGAACGUUUUACCUCGCUCGGUCCACGCGAUUCGCAUCGUCCUCUCGAACCUGAAGACGAUCUCAACGCGAGCGUUCGCCCGCUUCGACGGCUGGUUGUCCAGGCUAGAAUUACGCGACUCCGGUAUAGAGACGAUCGAGUAUCGCGCCUUCAUCGACUUGUACAACUUGGAGCACCUGUCGCUGCACAGCAAUCACCUGAAAACGGUCACGUCCGAGGCGUUGGAGGGCCUGACGAAUCUACGGCACCUGGACCUCUCGCGCAAUCACAUCUCCCGGAUCCCCAACGAGGUGUUCGACGUGGUGCCGCAGCUGUACAGCCUCGACGUGUCCGAGAACUACAUGAACUGCCUCGGCGUGGAACACAUGGCGCGCAAAAUGCCGCAUCUCUAUUCGCUCAAGGUGUCGGGCAAUCCGUGGAGUUGCCUCUGCGGUACCAAGCUGGCCAGCUUCCUUGACUCCCGCAGAAUACCGUACCAUCGCGAGUCCUUGUUUGACGUGAAUGACGACUGUUACGUCACCGGAUUUCCGGCGACACCGCCCACCACGGUGGUGACUAUCCCGUGGACCACCACGACCGAGCCACCCUCGAUCGGCCUCUACAACGAAACGCUCGAGGGUUCCUGCGUCCGAAUUCCCGAGUCCACGGAACCGCGGUAUCGUUGCGUGGGUGGUAAUCUGCUGAUGCUGAAAAACGUGCCACGCGACGCUGUUUACAUCGAAUUCUACGAGGGUCAUUUGCCCGUUCUUCCGACCGGUGCUCUCUAUAACUUUCGAAAGUUGCAGGAGCUGAUCAUCAGGAACUGCGGCCUGAGGACGAUUUCGCCCGGCGCUUUCAAGGGUCUGGAUUCCCUGGAACGGCUCACCGUCCGGGGUAACCCGCUGACGUCAAUCGAAGCGAACUGCUUCAACAUAGAACGUCUCGAGCGGCUGGAUCUGCGCGGUAACUCGAUCCGCUACAUCGCACCCGGCGCAUUCCGUCACCUGCGCAGGCUGGUCUACCUGAAUCUCGAGGGCAACGAUCUGCAGUGCAUCUUUACGAGCGAUUUUCAGGACAUGCCGAAUUUGCACAUCGUCGAGUUCGCCGGCAACCCCCUCAAGUGGCGAUGCCGCAUGGACCUGGAGCAGUUCCUCGAGACGCGAAAGAUCAAGUUCGUCAAGGUGGAGAACUCGUGCGAGGGCAAGAAGAUCAUGAGAAACCUGCUCUAUGAGAAUCGAACCGUCGAGGUGGAAUGUCCGCCCGGCUGCUCGACGGCGAGCAACGUCGAGCUGAGAAAGAACCCGAUGUUGUUUGUGGCAUUUGUAUUGUUCUUCGCGAUACAUUAGUCAUUCGGUAAAUAAGAGUAAAAAUUAGAGUCAAUUUACUCAAAGAUUUCGUCUUAUCGAUAGACGAGAUAGUUUUUGAGGGUUGUCCGUCAAUGGAUCGAAAAUUACGUUCGGAUAUUAAACAAUGAUACGUCGGUAAAGUAUACAGAUGAGAGUGAUUUUGGUAAUCAACGGAGUUCUGAGAGUGAAGAUAUUUUUGCAGUAGGCGAGGAUAGAUUUGGUAUUGUUAAUGUUGUCAUUCAAUGUGUUCAUACCGUGAAAAAGCGCUUAUAAACUAAUAAAUACGUAUAUUUAUUUUUGCGAA